Messenger RNA from Lepisosteus oculatus (spotted gar), 4534 nucleotides. Its product is annotated as gap junction alpha-8 protein. Gene Ontology annotation, cellular component: connexin complex. Gene Ontology annotation, biological process: cell-cell signaling; gap junction-mediated intercellular transport. NCBI's taxonomy places the organism in Eukaryota, Metazoa, Chordata, Actinopteri, Semionotiformes, Lepisosteidae. The record is from RefSeq and is a predicted model, not a curated record. Gene Ontology annotation, molecular function: gap junction channel activity.
GCGCUCCCAGCCCUGGACUCAGAUGGUCAGGACACUGUGAGGAAGCCUGAACCAUCGGGUCUCUUCUGGACCCGCUGGUGGGUGGGCUUCUGGGCGCCCAUCUCCCAGUGCUGAGCCAGGAAUAGCGAGAGCGCCGGGCUUAAAUAAGGAGACAAAACAGGAGGGAGAUGCGCAUAAUCAACUAAAAUACCAAAGGGUCGAAGCUCCCUUAAGAGGAAGGAUGACGAUCGAGACAAGAUGUUUAUGAUUCAUAUCAAAAAGAUAGAAAGGCCACCACAGGCUGCGUGGUUUUUCGGUUCAACCUUGCAGACUGAAGAUCGAAAAUGGGUGACUGGAGCUUCUUGGGAAACAUUUUAGAAGAAGUAAAUGAACAUUCCACUGUGAUAGGAAGGGUAUGGCUAACCGUGCUCUUCAUUUUUCGGAUUUUAAUCCUUGGCACGGCAGCUGAAUUCGUGUGGGGAGACGAACAGUCGGAUUUCGUUUGCAACACCCAGCAGCCCGGUUGCGAGAAUGUCUGCUACGACGAAGCCUUCCCCCUCUCCCACAUCAGACUCUGGGUCCUCCAGAUCAUCUUCGUCUCCACGCCCUCGCUGGUGUACGUGGGCCACGCCGUGCACCACGUCCGGAUGGAAGAGAAGAGGAAGGAGAGGGAGGAGGCGGAGAUGAACGAGGAGAGGCUGCCUCUCGCUCCUGACCAAGGCAGCGUGAGGACCACCAAGGAGACCAGCACCAAAGGCAGCAAGAAGUUCCGCCUGGAGGGCACCCUGCUGAGGACCUACAUCUGCCACAUCAUCUUCAAAACCAUCUUCGAGGUGGGCUUUGUGGUGGGCCAGUACUUCCUCUACGGCUUCCGCAUCCUCCCUCUGUACCAGUGCAAGCGAUGGCCCUGCCCCAACACAGUCGACUGCUUUGUUUCCCGGCCCACCGAAAAGACCAUCUUCAUCCUCUUCAUGUUGGCGGUGGCCUCCGUCUCGCUCUUUCUCAACAUUGUGGAGCUCAGUCAUCUGGGCCUGAAGAAGAUCCGCUUCGCCUUCAGGAAGCCUCCCCAGCUGCAGGGGGACCUGGGUGCCGAGAAACCCUUGCACUCCGUCACCGUCUCCUCUAUCCAGAAAGCCAAGGGGUACAAGCUGCUGGAGGAAGAGAAACCAGUCUCCCACUUCUACCCCCUCACAGAAGUGGGGGUAGAAGCCAGAUGCCUCCCCACGCCUUUUGAAACUUUCGAAGAGAAGGUCAACGACGUGGGCCCAUUGGAAGACAUCUCAAAGGUCUACGAUGAGACUUUACCCUCGUACGGUCAGACUACAGAGCCAGAGGAGGAAGUUCUAGAGGAGGCGCCUGCAGAAGCCACUGAGACAAUAGAAGACACCCGACCCCUGAGCAGACUGAGUAAAGCAAGCAGCAGGGCCAGGUCAGAUGAUUUAACAGUAUGAGCCUGACAAUGCAGCAGGCAGAGAAAAUUGAUAGUACGUUUAUUGUAAAACAGAUCUCAAUUUACCAAAAUGAAUUCAAGCACCAGCUAGGUCCAAUAUUUUCCAAGAACACAAAAUCAGUCUCGUUUAAAAAAAAGGGGAAAAGCGCAAGCUCAUAAGAAAACUUGAAUCCUUUUUAAUAAGAUUACUUCAGUAGCAUUUUUUGGGUAACACUUUCAUUGACAAGAAUACAAUUGGGUCAGCUAAAAUGUCAGGACAGCGGUAGAGUAUAAGACCCAAACAGUUUUUAAUUUAAGAGCUAAUGUGCUGUUUUUAAAAUUGCCUCCUUUUCUAUCAGAAGAUUUUUUUAAAAAAAAAUCACAGAUGUCUGAUGUUUACAUUUUGAGUCUGUUGUGAGUAAAAUGUGUUUACAGAAUACUGAAGAUGAAAAAGCAGGGGAUUACUGUUUCACAGUCAAAACAACUAGUGCUUAUGUCUCAUGGAUUUCUAACUCCACCUUUACAUUUAUUGAACAGUUUACAACUGAAUAAAUUAAAUUGAGUACUCCUUCUGUACUACUGUAAAUAGGAGAAGAUCAUUCCAUAUUACACAUUUCCAUUAUUAAAUUAUGGAAACUAAAAUUACAAUAGUAUGCUUUGGUCAUAGUUUAUAAGAAUACAAGAGUUAAGUGACCAACACACACACAUUAUAUAAAUAUUAGAUAAAUAUGUGUGUCUAUUUAUAUAAUAUUAUCUAUCUUUCCACUCGGAAUAGACCUUUUCUCAUUUAUAUUGCUAACUAUUAGAGCUGGAAACAACUGCCGGCUGAAUCUAUUUUUUUCUCCCUGCACAAACACCAUGUAAUUCUGACAAAAAUCUGCUUAAUCAGCACAAAACACUGAAAAGCCAGACUCCAUAAAAAAGACCUCAUCACAGAAAACACCUUUCCCUACGGUAAAAAAAUAUUUUAAAAUGCUUUUAACGGUUUGUUCAACCUAUUUGUAUUCUUUUAACUUAAUGCACUUCCACUUCUUAAAAGAUAUAUAACUGGAGAUGAAUCUGCUCGGCCAAAACAUGUCAUAUCAAAGACUCCUGCUAUCUGUGACUUAAUACAUGCUUCCAAGUGUUUUCAACUGGAUAAUUUUAGGAAAUGAGAACGCCACCAGAAUGGACACCUGAUAUUUAAUUUCUAAAAUGUUUUUUAAAGGAAAGGGGCAAAAUAUCUUCCUGUACCUCACAGCUCUUUUACUAAGGUGAACUGACCGAGUGAUACAUUAGACACAACACAUUUUUCAUUUUUCAAGAAUGCUUUUCAUACACUGCAAAUUCCAACUGUGUUGCUAAGGUGUGCAUGGAGACUCUGAUGGGAUUGUCUCUCCUUUUCCUCAUCACCUUAACUUUCAUCUCCAAAUGUCCCUGUGUAGAAAUAUUAAAUAAAGCAGCUGCACUUAUUUUCCAGAAUACCCCCAUAACAUAGCAAUUGCAACAGCGGGCUACCAUAGACCACUCUAAUACAAUCCAUACUUAUUCAUUUAAAGAAAUAUGAGAUAAAACAACACAUUCACCAUGUCCAAAUGCCUGAAAUACAUUUGAAAUACAUAGUGCCUAUUUUUUAAUGAAAAAACAUUGUAUAAUGGAAGGAAACCUUUACUAAGAGAGGAAAAAUGCAAAAUAUGUUACAAUGUUAUAUUGCUGCUUUUUUCAAAUGUUUCUUAAAACGCUUUGAAAAUGAUUUUCCUAAAUGUUUCCCUAGACAGUGUGACCAUCACAAAUCACAGAUUUCUCUGGGAGAAUUAAAGUUCUGUGUACUUAUUUUUUACAGUUGAGCAAAGAGAAAAACAGACGGUAUCUGGAAAGUGGUGACAAACAGUAAAUGUAAUUGUGUUAUAUAUGCUUACUAAAAUGUCUUCCUGAGUUAAUGCAGUGGACUGCUCAGAGAGGCAUACCCCAUAAAAAGUCAUGAACAUUUCAAGUGCAGCAGAAAAGCAACACUGUCAUUUGUGUCUGCUGUCUUCAGCUGAUCUCAGAGCCAUAACUAAACCAGGAAAAGAGGCUAGCUUCCUGAUUAACCAAGACCUGAGUCAUUUCAAAUAGAGAAGUAAGCUUGCAUAAAUGGUCGAUUGUGUGUUCAACAGCUGUACUAAAUUGUGUGCCAUGACCAAUUUUAAUGUUAAUUUUGAUAUUACUGCUAACACAAAGCAAAACAAAACACCCCUGUCAGUCAGCAUGGCCAAGGGUCCUCAGAUAUGUAUCAUUUCAUUCUGUCUAUAUAGGAAAAUGUUAUUUAUUUAAGAAAAUAUCUGCAUUAUUAUUUAUUGUUAAAUCACUGAUGCCUUGCCUUCAGCGCUCAUUUGCUAUUGGGGAAUAUUUAUGUUGUCUGUAGGAAAUAUUGGGAUAAACUGUUGUCUAGUCUACAGUACAGCACUUGGUAGAGCCCAGAGCUGAAACGUCUAAAAAGUAGCUGACUUGUACAUUUAAAGGGAGAACAAGAGCACUUCUUCAACUGUGAACUCCAUUGGGUUUGUAGUUGAAAAGAAGGAAGCAAUAUCAACAGCUCACUGUUAAUCACAUGGUACAGACAUGAGUAGCAAAUUAUUUUGCAACAGCUCUUCUCAGGGUAUGGACACCCAGCAGUAUAAGGGUUGCAGAACAAGUAAUGGCAGUGAUCCGUAGUACAGAGCAGACUGAGAGAACUGCAGACUGCCUCAACACAGCCCAGUCAAAGAAUGUGCCAGUGAAAACCUCUACUAAUUCAGUGACCUCUGUCAGUCUUGAAUCUUAACAUUUGUAAAAUCCAGGAAUCCUGCAAGUGACAGCUUGGGUAGAAGGGUAAGAGAUUAUACUUGGUUGAUCUUUUUAGCUAUAUUUAUGAUUUAUCUAACUUUUUUAAAGGCAUCAUGUGACAAGAGAAUGGCAUAAGAAUUGUACUAUGAAAGGCAUUUCGAUAUCAAGCCUCAUGAAACCCACACUAAAAGUUGUUAGACUCUUUAGAACACUUUUUUUAAUCAGACCAAAACUGAUUUUUACUAACCUGUAGCCCUCUUUGAUCAUAGUUGUGUGCAAGUAUCUUCCUUUGAAAAACUGUGAAUGCAGCCAAUAAAGGUAAUAAAGAUUAUACAAAAUAAA